AUGUGGCCUUUCGGAUCGAGCAAACCGGAGAAGGAUGUCACUUCCGAACUUCCCGAGGAGCUUAAAGACUUUUACAAGGAAGUCACACCGACAAAGCAAAGAGUUACCCUGGACUCCAAAGAUGAGAGAGUUGCUAAGAUCCUAAACAGGCAAAAGGCACACUACACACACGAACUCGAUCAGUUCAAACGAGACUACCUGGCGCAGAAAGCAUCUGCAAUUAAUUGUGCAGAGCUUCAAGCAGCUGUCCUUAAAUGCUACGAGGGCUGGCUGUUCUUUGGUGCGGACAACUGCUCUGCGGAGAUCAAGCGAGCAUCCAAAUGUAAUGAAUUGCAAGAGAGAGCCUUUCAGAAACUAAGAUAUAAUGAUUGCUAUAGUCAAAGACAGUGUAGCGCCAUUCGUUACUUGGUGGAUCAAUUGUUCAUCAAGAACUUCGGUCAAUUGGGCGAGAAUGUCAACGACGAGCUGCAGGUUAAUUUUGAAAAAGAUUUAGACAAUGCAUUCGAGAAGGUCUGGAAAUAG
Candidozyma auris is the source of this 522-nucleotide messenger RNA. RefSeq lists its product as uncharacterized. The transcript has a single exon. NCBI's taxonomy places the organism in Eukaryota, Fungi, Ascomycota, Pichiomycetes, Serinales, Metschnikowiaceae. The coding region runs from base 1 to 522 and encodes 173 amino acids. The record is from RefSeq and is a predicted model, not a curated record.